Lycium ferocissimum is the source of this 1380-nucleotide messenger RNA. RefSeq lists its product as uncharacterized. The record is from RefSeq and is a predicted model, not a curated record. Lineage: Eukaryota; Viridiplantae; Streptophyta; Magnoliopsida; Solanales; Solanaceae. Bases 1 to 1380 code for a protein of 459 amino acids. The transcript has a single exon.
AUGUUGGAGGCGCUGUCUAAAUGGAUCGACUCCAACGAAAAGAAGGUGGAAGACUAUAAUUCCCGAGUGGAUCAGAUUCCGGGUGCACCACCGAUUCUGACCGGACCGGAAACCAAAUAUAUUGUCCGAAGGCCUUUCCCACCGAGUGCGGCUCCAAAAUUGAUCCCAAAAAGGUUUAAGAUGCCCGAUAUCCCAAAAUAUGACGGGACAAUGGAUCCACAAGAACAUAUAACCGCCUACACCUGUGCCAUAACGGGCAAUGAUCUGGAAGAUGAUGAAAUUGAGUCGGUAAUGCUAAAAAAGUUUGGUGAGACAUUGACUAAGGGAGCCAUGCAAUGGUAUUGCACGCUGCCCCAGCACUCUAUUCCAUCCUUCGAGCUGCUCGCAGAUGCCUUCGUGAAGGCUCACGCCGGGGCCCGAAAAGUGCAGGCGAGAAAGGCCGACAUAUUUAAGAUCUUCCAAAAGGACGACGAACGGCUCAGAGAGUUCGUGACAAGAUUCCAAAAAGAAAGGAUGUUGCUUCCCCCGAUUCCCGAUGAGUGGGCGGCUCAGGCUUUCACGAAGGGACUUAAUCCCCGAAGUUCCAAUGCUUCCCUCAAGCUUAAAGAAAACCUAUUGGAGUUCGGAGCUAUUACUUGGGCAGAUGUCCAUAACAGGUAUGAGUCCAAGAUACGGGUGGAGGAUGAUCAGCUCGGGCUUCCACCAGGUCCGAUUAAUCGGAUAAAAAAUUCGGACAGACCAAAGAGGAUGGCAGAAAUGAAAUUUCAACCACCAAGGGAUAGAUAUCAUCCAUACCCUCAACCUGAAAGGUCCACCUUCAGAUCGGAUAAGGGAAGAAGUGGUCCCGGCUUUAAUACAGCAAGAAGUGACAGACGAAGCGAUCGCGGUUCGGGGAGCAGGGGUUUACAGUUCAGAAACAGCUCCGUUGGGGGGUCCGACACCGGUGAAAGUCCGAGGUUAUCUGAAUAUAACUUCAAUGUCGACUCGGCAGCCAUUGUAGCCGCGAUCGGUCGCAUCGAAGGUGUGAGAUGGCCAAGGCCAUUACGAACAGACCCCUCACAACGGGAUCCGAACCUGAUAUGCGAGUACCACGGUACUCACGGACACCGAACCGACGAUUGUAAAGGGCUAAGGGAUGAAGUGGCACGGCUACUAAAGAAUGGUCAUCUUCGAGAAUUCCUGAGUGAGCGAGCAAAGAAUCAUUUCAAGAAUCGGGAACCCAGCAAGAAGAACGAACCGGAGCAACCUCAACAUGUGAUCAACAUGAUCAUUGGGGGUAGAAAUACCCCGAGGUCCAAUGAUGAAGAAGACAAAGUUCUCAAUCACUCGAGAAAAGAGAACCAGGGACUAUGUACCGGAUGGAUUUAUCUCCUUCAGUGA